Anoplopoma fimbria (sablefish) is the source of this 2664-nucleotide messenger RNA. It is a transcript of the gene hspa4l, whose product is annotated as heat shock protein 4 like. Bases 37 to 2535 code for a protein of 832 amino acids. NCBI's taxonomy places the organism in Eukaryota, Metazoa, Chordata, Actinopteri, Perciformes, Anoplopomatidae. Gene Ontology annotation, biological process: protein folding. The transcript has 19 exons. The record is from RefSeq and is a predicted model, not a curated record. Gene Ontology annotation, molecular function: ATP binding; ATP-dependent protein folding chaperone. Gene Ontology annotation, cellular component: nucleus; cytosol.
GAUAAUUUACAAGAGGUGUUUUUUAGAGCGCUCAUUAUGUCGGUGGUAGGUAUUGAUGUGGGUUACCAAAAUUGUUACAUCGGUGUGGCCAGGAGCGGCGGCAUUGAAACCAUUGCCAACGAGUACAGUGACAGAUGCACACCGGCUUGUGUAUCUUUGGCCUCCAAAAAUCGCAUGAUUGGAAAUGCAGCCAAGAGUCAAAUUACAACAAACUUCAAAAAUACAGUCCAUGGAUUCAAGAAGUUCCACGGCAGAGCAUUUGAUGACCCAUAUGUCCAAGCGGAAAAACCCAAACUGCCUUACAGCUUACAUAAACUGCCCAAUGGAAACACUGGAAUUAAGGUACGUUAUCUGGAGGAGGACAAAGUGUUCACAGUGGAGCAGAUCACAGGGAUGCUGCUUAACAAGCUGAAGGAGACGUCAGAGAGCGCGCUAAAGAAGCCAGUGGUGGACUGUGUCGUCUCUGUCCCAAGUUUCUUCACAGAUGCUGAAAGGCGAUCAGUGUUUGAUGCAACUCAAAUAGCAGGGCUGAACUGCUUACGGCUCAUUAAUGACACCACUGCAGUGGCUUUGGCCUACGGGAUCUACAAGCAGGACCUUCCUACUCCGGAAGAGAGGCCAAGAAAUGUGAUAUUUGUUGACAUGGGACAUUCAUCGUUCCAGGUCUCCAUCGCUGCUUUCAACAAAGGCAAACUCAAGGUCCUCGCCACUGCAUUUGACCAGUACCUUGGUGGGCGCAAUUUUGACGAGGCGCUGGUUGAUUACUUCUGCGAGGAGUUUAAGAGCAAGUACAAAUUAAAUGUGAGGGAGAACCCAAGGGCUCUGCUGCGGCUGCACCAGGAGUGUGAGAAACUGAAGAAGCUAAUGAGUGCCAACUCCUCCGACCUGCCUCUGAACAUAGAGUGCUUCAUGAAUGACAUUGAUGUUUCCGGCAGGAUGAACAGGGGCCAGUUUGAAGACAUGAGUGCUCAAUACCUGAUGAGAGUAGAGAUGCCACUGAAAGCAGUCCUUGAACAAUCAAAGCUGAGUCGGGAUGAUAUCUACGCAGUGGAGAUAGUUGGAGGAGCCACGAGAAUCCCGGCUGUCAAAGAGAGAAUUGCCAAGUUCUUUGGCAAAGACAUCAGCACCACGUUGAAUGCAGACGAAGCUGUGGCCAGAGGCUGUGCACUUCAGUGUGCAAUUUUGUCUCCAGCAUUUAAGGUGCGUGAAUUUUCCAUCACCGACGUGGUUCCGUUUCCUAUUACUCUUCGCUGGAAAACACCAACAGAGGAUGGAUUGGGAGAGUGUGAGGUGUUCAGCAAGAACCACGCUGCUCCAUUUUCCAAAGUGAUCACCUUUCACAAGAAGGAGCCCUUUGACCUUGAAGCCUUCUACAGCUGCCCUCAAGAGCUCCCCUACCCAGACCACAGGAUAGGAUGCUUUUCGGUACAGAAUGUCGUUCCCCAGCCAGAUGGAGACAGCUCUAAAGUGAAGGUCAAAGUGCGUGUUAACGUCCAUGGCAUCUUCAGUGUGUCCAGUGCCUCUCUGAUUGAGAAGCAGAAAGGGGAGGGAGAGGACAUGCAAAUCGACUCGGAGCCAAUGGUGCAGAAUGAAGGCAGGGCAGAGGACCAGACCAAAAUGCAGGUGGACCAGGAAGGCCAAAGCCAGGGGGACCAGCAGAACGACGACAGCAGUUCCAGCAGUAAGGAGGGGGCGUCUGGGGAGAAGCCGGACCCAGCAGCAGGAGGAAGCAAACCCAAAGUCAAAGUGAAGAGUAUGGAUCUUCCCAUCGUGGCCAACAACAUUCGACAACUCGACAGUAAAGUCCUCAACGACUUUGUGGAGUAUGAGCAUCAGAUGAUUAUCCAGGACAAAUUGGUGAAAGAGAUGAAUGAUGCUAAAAAUGCUGUUGAGGAGUAUGUAUACGAUCUGCGGGACAAACUCUGUGGGAUCUAUGAAAAGUAUAUCACUGAGGAUGACAGUAACCGGCUAACACUGAUGCUGGAGGACACAGCGAACUGGCUGUAUGAGGAUGGAGAGGACCAACCCAAACACGUCUAUGAGGAGAAGCUGGAUGCACUCAAGAGGUUGGGUCAACCCAUUCAGGAUCGGCACAGAGAGCACAUGGACAGGCCAAGGGCUUUUGAAGAGCUGGGAAAGAAAAUGCAACUCUACAUCAAGUUUGUGGAUUCCUAUAAACAGAAGGAUGAGCGAUACCUGCAUUUGAGUGCAGAGGAAGUGAGCACUGUGGAGAGGUGUGUGAAUGAAAGCAUGGUUUGGAUGAACAGCAGGAUGAACGCACAGAGUAAACUUGGUAUUACUCAAGACCCUAUUGUUAAAGUAGCAGACAUCAUUGCCAAAAUACAGGAACUGGAGGAUGUAUGUAUUCCAGUGAUCAACAGGCCAAAACCCACGGUGGAGGAGGCCCCUGAAGUGAAUGACCAAAACAGUGGAGCUCAUAAUGGCCCUGCAGCAAAGCAAGCAGCAGAAGGAAAGGGAGAUACAAAGGGAAGCCAGCAGACAAAGCCUGGCACGAAAGAGAUGGAGGUGGACUGAGAUGUGUGAGAAGCAAACUCUUCAAUCAUCCCGCAUCAACCACAACUGACCAUUUAGACAGUAGAAACAUCAAUACCUGGGACCAUUUCUCAACCGUCACCAAUCACUUCUAUGGAUUAGUUUUUUUGU